AUGAUUUCUUACAACUUUGUUGAAACUCUAAAGGCGUUUUUCCAUUCUCCAAGACGCGUCUUCUCGCUGAUCGUGGUACUAAUGGUUAUCAACUUUUCAUACAAUAGUUAUACCAUAAAUAAAUCAAGAGUGAUUAACGAGAAACAACUAAAAAUAUGUAACGGAUUUGACAAUCAUCGGUGCGAAAACGGAGGACUAUUAGAAUACAGUGAGGCGAUGGGUUUCACGUGCGUGUGUACUCACGGCUACAUUGGGGAAACCUGCGAGAAGGCAAAACCCAUCACGUUCAUAGAAAUUAUAUUGUCGUGGAUUCAACAAUCGAACGUAAACUCGGGCAAACCAGCGAACUGGUGGCGUAUCUUUCCUUUUAGUUCAGGGCGUCAGUUGGCAAACGUUUACGCUUACCAUCAAAAUGUAUUGAAAAGUUUAGAAGAGGCAUACUAUGUUACCGGAAACAAUACAAACAGACACAACAUUGACGGAAGAAUAUUACCCCGUUCGCGUCCAUUGAUGUGUCCAAACAACAGCAAUUUACCACCACUUAAUAUAUUGUACUCCAAAGUUUUUGAACGCAAAUCUGGUCAGUUCCAACCGGAUUUACAAAACCGCAAUUUACUAUUUCAAGCCUUCUAUCAAUACUUUAUUUUACAAUUUUUCGAUUCUGAUUCCAAAUUAACGAUAACGGCAUCCCAAUUAUAUGGCAGAGACAAAGCGUCGGAAAGAUCAUUAAGGUCGUUUUCUGAUGGUAAACUCAAAACACUAUACUUUAAAAAGGAACACUAUGCGCUGUUCAAGACGCCCAUUUCACACUCAAACGUAUACCUAAAGGAAUAUCUGGAUUCGACGUUCGUUUCAUCGAAUAGCAUUUUGACCAUGUUCAAGGGAAUUUGGAAAUCGAAAAUUUUAAAUCCAAGUCCGAUGCUUUUUGUCGUUUCGACGAUUUGGGUUCGGGAACAUAAUCGUGUUUGUGAUAUGUUGUUACGAAUGCCGUUGCCUAAAUGGACCGAUGAACAAAUCUACAGGACAGCCAGGAGAAUCGUCACCGGCCAAAUGAUGUCAGUAAUGAUAAAUGAAAUUCUAUACUUGUACACUGGACAGGCGUAUCCGUUAAAGCUCAGACCAGAAGUUUAUAAGCACCGAAUCCAAAACAUUAAUAGUUCCAACACGCCAAUUGAACUUAUUUUAAUGAUGGCUGUUUCCAGUCUACCGGAGCAAUUUAACGGGAAUCCUAUAGGUUCAUUGUUUUUUGGUGACAACGGACAAGUGUUGGACGGAGGUUUAAAAAAUACGUUACAAUUUAUGGUCAGUCAACCUAUGGGUAAGGUAACAGCUCACAACGACGGACCGACGACGAAACCGUUGACUGAGUUUUUGUUGAAGUUGUCCCGAGAACACGCUGUACAGAGUUUUAAUAAUUAUCGGAGACGAUUUGGGCUACCUGCAUAUGAUAGUUUUUAUCAGUUGACCAAAAACUGGAAAACCGCUAAUGAAUUGAAAAAUUUGUACAAAAGCGUCGAUGACGUAGAGCUGUUAACUGGCAUGUUAACAGAAAGUUCGAGAAGCGAUUCGCUACCCACCUCUACAAUCAUGACACAGAGUUUUAUUAUUAAUGCUAUUUUAGUCAAUAACCUUACGAACGAUGUUUCAUGGAAUAAAGAUACAUAUGGAGGAAAGCAUAUGUUUGACAUGGUUAAGAAAACUACGUUGAAGACUUUAGUGUGUCGAAAUUUGGACGGAUGUGGCAACGGUUAA
This is a messenger RNA of Melanaphis sacchari, 1752 nucleotides long. RefSeq names its product prostaglandin G/H synthase 2-like. Gene Ontology annotation, molecular function: prostaglandin-endoperoxide synthase activity; oxidoreductase activity, acting on single donors with incorporation of molecular oxygen, incorporation of two atoms of oxygen; heme binding. The transcript is spliced from 9 exons. The coding region runs from base 1 to 1752 and encodes 583 amino acids. Gene Ontology annotation, biological process: cyclooxygenase pathway; response to oxidative stress. Gene Ontology annotation, cellular component: cytoplasm; neuron projection. NCBI's taxonomy places the organism in Eukaryota, Metazoa, Arthropoda, Insecta, Hemiptera, Aphididae. The record is from RefSeq and is a predicted model, not a curated record.